Pipistrellus nathusii (Nathusius's pipistrelle) is the source of this 873-nucleotide messenger RNA. The record is from the annotation of a GenBank genome assembly. Lineage: Eukaryota; Metazoa; Chordata; Mammalia; Chiroptera; Vespertilionidae.
AUGGACAUCGAAGCAUAUUUUGAAAGAAUUGGUUAUAAGAACUCUAGGAACAAAUUGGACCUGGAAACAUUAACUGACAUUCUUCAGCACCAGAUCUGGGCCAUUCCCUUUGAGAAUCUUAACAUCCAUUGUGGGGAACCCAUGGAAUUGGGCUUGGAGGCCGUUUUUGAUCAAAUUGUGAGGAAGAACCGGGGUGGGUGGUGUCUCCAGGUCAAUCACCUUCUGUACUGGGCUCUCACCACAAUGGGUUUUGAGACCACAAUGCUGGGAGGCUUUGUUUACAACACUCCAGCUGACAAAUACAGCAGUGCUAUGAUUCACCUGCUGCUGAAGGUGACCGUGGGUGGCAGGAACUACAUAGUUGAUGCUGGGUUUGGACGCUCUUACCAGAUAUGGCAGCCUCUGGAGUUAAUUUCUGGGAAGGAUCAGCCUCAGGUGCCUUGCAUCUUCCGCUUGACAGAAGAGGGAGGAACCUGGUACCUGGACCAAAUCAGAAGAGAGCAGUAUGUUCCAAACCAAGAAUUCCUUAAUUCUGAGCUCCUGGAAAAGAAAACGUACAGAAAGAUCUACUCCUUUACGCUUGAACCUCGAACAAUUGAAGAUUUUGAGUCUGUUAAUGAAUAUCUUCAGACGUCUCCAACAUCUGUGUUUACAAGCAAGUCAUUCUGCUCCUUGCAAACCUCAAACGGAGUUCACUGUUUAGUGGGCUUCACCCUCACCUCUAGAAAAUUCAAUUAUAAGGACAAUAUGGAUCUGGUGGAGUUUAAGACACUGAAUGAAGAAGAAAUAGAAGAAGAGCUGAAAAACGUAUUUAAUAUUUCCUUGGAGAGAAAGUUUGUGCCCAAACAUGGCGAUAGAUUUUUUACCAUUUAG